Molecule: messenger RNA, 704 nt
Organism: Austrofundulus limnaeus
Lineage: Eukaryota; Metazoa; Chordata; Actinopteri; Cyprinodontiformes; Rivulidae
Product: permeability factor 2
Exons: 3
Coding region: 7-315 (102 amino acids)
Biological process (GO): defense response; immune response; chemotaxis
Cellular component (GO): extracellular region
Molecular function (GO): chemokine activity
Source: RefSeq, a predicted model, not a curated record
AAGAAGAUGAAACUAUUUGUCCUGCUGACGCUCGGGGCUCUGGUGGUGCUCAUUAACGGAAUGCCACCAAUCAGCAGGGACAUCAACACCCACUGUCGGUGCCUGCAGGUCGAGUCCAGGAUCAUCCCUCCGGAGAGUCUGAAGAGCAUUAAACUGGUCCCAGAGGGGCCUCACUGUGCCGAAACCGAAGUCAUAGCCGGUUUGAUGAGCGGGGAGAAGGUCUGUCUGAACCCUCGGUCUGCCUGGGUGAAGAAACUGGUCCACUUUGUUCUGGAGAAACAGCUCCACAAGCAGAAACCCAAGAACCAGGCGUAGUCAUUGUAAUCCAAACAAUACUUCACUUUAUCUGCAACAAUGAGCCACUUUGUGUUUUAUCAUUAAUUUUUGAGUUUUUAAAGUUUUUGAUCUGUCUAGAUAUUUGCAAAAAAAAAGGAUUGUUUACAGGGUUAGUGCAAAUAAAAGUAAGCAAAAUAAGGUGUGCUGAUGAUUGAAACGUCCAUAUUUCCUUUCAUUUAAAGUGCUUACGAGGUGUUUUACUGUACUUUGUAAAGACUGUUGAGAGAUUGUAUCGUUCGACUGCAAGUACUUUAUAUGGUAAAUAUGUAGCUUAUGUUCUUGUUUUGUAAGACUUUUAUGCUGCAGCAUUAAAUGUAAUUAGUUAGUUGAGACUUAAUCAUGUGAAAAGGUUCAAUGAUAUAUCUAAU